Aspergillus glaucus CBS 516.65 is the source of this 2290-nucleotide messenger RNA. RefSeq names its product ferric reductase family protein. Gene Ontology annotation, biological process: iron ion transport; copper ion import; intracellular iron ion homeostasis. The transcript is spliced from 2 exons. Gene Ontology annotation, molecular function: ferric-chelate reductase activity. Gene Ontology annotation, cellular component: plasma membrane. Bases 343 to 2082 code for a protein of 579 amino acids. Lineage: Eukaryota; Fungi; Ascomycota; Eurotiomycetes; Eurotiales; Aspergillaceae. The record is from RefSeq and is a predicted model, not a curated record.
CUUCUUCUGACUCUCUUACACACUCUCUUACACCCUCUCUUUUAUACACCCACACUCUACUCUCUCUUAACUACUCUCUCUUAACUACUCUCUCUUAACGACUCUCCCUCCUACAAAAGCUCUUUGACAGAGCUGAUCCUUCUUUUUGUUUUUGUCUAUCAAUGGUAUUCUCCUGAGGAGAUCCCCGACUAUUGCAUGAGACCUGUCUAUUUACUGUCUCGCAUUCUUUAAGACUCCCAAGUCAAUCCCUUUCUCCUUCGUUGACUACUCCCUGGCAGAGCUGGUCUCGCCUCUACUUGAAUCUCCAAUUCAAUCGUUCAAUCGUUAUACCUCUAUACCAACAUGGACAUCACACCACGCAGCUCAGGCAACUCCUGGGCCUUCCAUGAAGCCCUCAACGAUGACCUCGCUCGCAUCACUGUCCUUGUCCUCGGUCUUGUGGCCGCCUUCGUCUACAUCUGGCAACUCUCUCAUAGCUUCUCUGCCCAUCUCCGCCGUCUCGCCAGUUUCUCCAACGACCGCCAACGCUAUUUUCUCUCGCCCCAUAGCACCCUCUCCAAGAUCAAAAACCACAUCGUUUACGCGCCGCUCAUCCGGGGGCGUCAUAACCGUGAACUCCAGCUCUCGCGCGCUGUCAACUUUGGCACACUGCCGUCGCGGUUUCAUAUGUUCCUGAUUGUCGGGAUUGUGGUGAUGAAUGUCGCGGUUUGUGUGGUUACCGUUCCGUACGGUAGCGAUGAGCAUACCGUCUCCGGCAUGGUGAGAAACCGGACUGGUACCAUGGCCACUGUCAAUCUCAUGGCGCUGGUGCUGAUGGCCGGUCGCAAUAACCCGCUGAUCACCUUGCUUCGCGUGCCGUUUGAUACCUGGAACUUGUUACAUCGGUGGCUGGGACGCAUUGUUGUGCUUGAAGCUAUUGCGCAUACGUUCGCUUGGGCCAUUCCGGAGGCGAACCAGGCCAGCUGGGAUAUGGUGGGGAUGGUGUUUGGGAUGAGUAACUUUAUGCUGUGUGGCUUGGUGGCGGCCUGUGCCUUUACCGGACUCAUGGUGCACUCUCCUUCGCCAAUUCGUCAUGCCUUUUAUGAGACAUUCCUUCAUCUGCACAUUGCCAUGGCCGCUGUUGCCUUUGGUUUCUUGUGGAUUCACUUGAAGGGCAUGCCGGCGCAGAACUAUCUUUUGGUUGCUAUCGUUUUCUGGGCUUUGGAGCGAGCUACACGUCUUGCCCGCAUCGUCUACCGCAACUGCGGCCGCAAACUCACCACCGCAGUCGUCGAGGCCCUCCCCGGUGACGCCCUGCGCAUCACCCUCAACCUCGCCCGCCCAUGGACCUUCGAACCCGGUCAACACAUCUACCUCUACAUCCCCGCUGUCGGUUGGUGGACCGCCCACCCUUUCUCCGUCGCCUGGAGCGAAUCCUCCGAAGUCAUCACCGACGAAAAGGGCAUCCCCAUGACCCACCAAGACGCCCUCAGCACCCACCAAAAAACCUCCCUCUCCCUCCUCGUCCGCCGCCGCACCGGCUUCACCGACAAACUCUUCACCCGCGCCCAGAACGGCAUGGACUCCCGCGUCACCCUCAAAGCCUUCGCCGAAGGCCCCUAUGGCAGCAUCCACUCCCUCGAUUCCUACGGCACCGUCCUCCUCUUCGCCGGCGGUGUCGGCAUCACCCACCACGUCCCCUUCAUCCGCCACCUGGUCCAAGGCUACGCCGACGGCACCGUGGCCGCCCGCCGCGUAACCCUCGUCUGGAUCAUCCAGUCCCCCGAACACCUCGAGUGGAUCCGGCCCUGGAUGACAAGCAUCCUGGCGAUGGACCGCCGGCGCGAAGUCCUGCGCAUCAUGCUGUUCAUCACCCGGCCGCGCAAUACCAAGGAAAUCCAGAGCCCCAGCGCCACGGUGCAGAUGUUCCCUGGCCGGCCGAACGUGGACACACUGGUGGGCAUGGAAGCGGAGAACCAGGUUGGUGCUAUGGGAGUGCUGGUUUGUGGAAAUGGGGGGUUGAGUGAUGAUGUGCGGAAGGUGUGUCGGAAGAGGCAGGAUGGGUCGAAUAUUGAUUAUAUUGAGGAGAGUUUUACUUGGUAGUGGCAGUGUAUGGAUGUGUUUGUUUUCCCUCGUUUAGUUAAAAUUGUCCAAUUGCAGCAUCCGGGUUAUGAUUCAUGAUGAGCUUGUUUCUUGUGUCAUGUUUUACAUUCUGGCUAAUAAGGUACAUAUCAGUAUUAGUACAUACCGCAUUCUUUAUUCAAUUCUGCAUUUCAGCUCAUCACUCGAUCUUCUCGCGCGAGAAUGACGC